This is a messenger RNA of Penicillium pulvis, 1320 nucleotides long. Its product is annotated as cytochrome P450. The record is from RefSeq and is a predicted model, not a curated record. The transcript has a single exon. Bases 1 to 1320 code for a protein of 439 amino acids. Gene Ontology annotation, molecular function: iron ion binding; oxidoreductase activity, acting on paired donors, with incorporation or reduction of molecular oxygen; monooxygenase activity. Lineage: Eukaryota; Fungi; Ascomycota; Eurotiomycetes; Eurotiales; Aspergillaceae.
AUGGUGCGCGGUAAUCUUCCUCAUAAGAUCAAGCGUCUUCAUGAGCAAUACGGCGAAAUCGUUCGCGUCGCGCCUGACGAGCUAUCUUUCAUCAAUCCCGACGCUUGGCGGGAUAUUUACAGUAAAGGGCGCGAGUUUGUCCGCCCAGACGAAUACAAGGAUCAACCGCCUGGCAAAACAGCCGCCAAUCUGAUCGCAUGCUCAGAACCAGAACACGCUCGGCUGCGAAAAAUACUCGCGCCUGGAUUUUCUGAACAAUAUGCUAUGGAACAAGAGCCUUUCAUUCAGUCCUACGUUGAUAAGUUAUUUGAGAGGCUGGACGAUCGUCUCCAAAAUGAAAAAAUCUCAACUGUUGAUGUCAUUGAAUGGAUCAACUAUCUUGCCUUUGACGUGAUUGGAGAUUUAACAUGGGGCUCUUCCUUUGGGUGUUUAGAUGGCCUGACAUACCACCCGUGGGUUCAAACUGUUGGGCAGUUCAAGGUUGCAAUCAUCGUAGGGGCACUCAAGUUCUACCCGCCCAUCUACUCCUUUCUCAUGGCAAUCACACCACCCUCAGCACUACAGGCUGUAAUGGAUAUGUGGAAACUGACAGAACAAAAUGUUCGCGAACGAGUCGCCGGCGGCGCAAGCCGUCCCGAUUUAGUUGGCACAAUGAUGGCAUCUGAGUCCAUGACUCAAGAAGAAAUGGAAGUAAAUUCCAUGAUGAUUGUAGCUGCGGGAAGUGAAUCCAUUACCACAGUCCUGACCGGAGUAAUCAAUCAUCUCCUUCGCAGCCAGGACAAACUCAACACGCUUGUCCAAAUCCUCCGGACCACAUUUCCAUCGGAGCAGGAGAUAACCGGGUCCGCCUUGAAAUCGGUCCCCUAUUUGGAUGCAGUGUUAUCUGAGGGCAUGCGACUCUGCCCUACAAUCCCAGAUGGCAUGCGUCGUAAUGUGCCUGUCGGCGGAGCAACCAUUGCUGGCCAAGUUAUUCCUGGCGGGGUGGUGGUCUCGGUUCCCCCGUUCGCAAGUUAUCGCGCAUCGCGUAAUUUCACACAUGCGGAGGAUUUUGCUCCGGAGCGCUGGCUUGGUGAAGAUGUGCAAAGUUCAAAAUUCCAAGGCGAUAGCAAAAUUGCGUUUAAUCCUUUCUCAUUGGGCGCACACAACUGUCCGGGGCAGAAUCUGGCAUGGUUGGAGCUGCGGAUCAUCCUGGCACGGUUGCUGUGGAGAUAUAAUCUGUCCAUUCCGCCUGGCGUUGAGCUGCCUCAAUGGGAAGACCAAGGUAUCUGGUGGUUUUGGGAUAAGCAACCUAUGAUGGUGCGUUUCCAAAAGUUUCGGUAA